Messenger RNA from Anopheles gambiae (African malaria mosquito), 1891 nucleotides. Its product is annotated as cysteine-rich motor neuron 1 protein. Gene Ontology annotation, cellular component: extracellular region. Bases 704 to 1366 code for a protein of 220 amino acids. The record is from RefSeq and is a predicted model, not a curated record. Gene Ontology annotation, biological process: regulation of signal transduction; regulation of cell growth. The transcript is spliced from 7 exons. Lineage: Eukaryota; Metazoa; Arthropoda; Insecta; Diptera; Culicidae. Gene Ontology annotation, molecular function: insulin-like growth factor binding.
GCUCACCCUAACAACGGUCAGUUACAUAAAGUGUGCCGUACCGUACGGAUCGCGUUCGUUUGCCGGUUCGUCGUCCGUCGCCCGGAACGGGAAAACCGCUGUCGAUUCGUUGUCCACUUUGCUGUUCGAGCGCGUUUGGUGGGCUAACGCCUCGCGUGUGUUGCGUGCCCAGACGUUUCGCGUGUUGGAGACGCAUGGUAUCGUGAGUUUUUUGUGUGUGUGUGCGUGGUGAGAAACGAUUAAAGGAAAGCAUUAAAAGAAGCACAACACAGACGCAGUAAGCCAUGCGAAAUAAUCAGAACUGAUGUGCGUUGUGGCGGCAAGAGAGAGUUUCGCUUUCAAUAGUGACGCGUAGUGACGCCGGAACCGUUGUUUCGCCCGGCCGGAAACAGUGUAAUCCCGAAGGCCAGAAAACGAAUCACGCAGUUUUGCUACAAAAAAGCGGCCAGAUUAGGGCGUAGGAUUUGGCAGUGCACGCGGUAUCUUUAACGCUGCUCGAUUGGCGUUGUUUUGGCAACAAAAAAAGAAACUUACAUCGAAAAAAGUGUGAUUUCGUGCUGUGUUCCCGCUUUGACCGUGCUUCUUCAUAAGUGUUGAGUGAGUGUGCGUGAGUGAGCGUGAGUGUUCGAAUCACACACACACACACACACAUACAGGAGAUCCCACAAAACCCUCCCCGUCCAACGCGGGAUGCCAUGAGUCGAUGGGCGAGAAAAUGGGAAAAGUUCUAGCGGCCAUCCCGGCGCUCAACGGCAGCAUAUCGACGAUAAAUUUCAGCAUUAAGCUGCUCAUCUACUGUUUGAUGGUGCUGAAUGUGAAAACUUUCGGCCUGAAGUGCGUCUGCAAUCCGGACGAGUGCGACAUCAUCCGGCCGGAGGACUGCCCGGGCAAGGGCUACAUCGUGUGGGAUCCGUGCAAGUGCUGCAAGGUGUGUGCCCGAACGCUCGGCGAAGCUUGCGGUGGACCGGGCGGUUUUUCCGGCACGUGUGAACCACCACUUAGCUGCGUUUCGAAGCCACCGGUCGGUGGUUCCGGCGUGUGUAUGGACGUUCCACCAACAAGCACCGAUGGGGACCGGCCGGAUGGUAGCGACUGUCCGGAAACCGUGCUGAUCGAGCCGGGCUGCGAGAUUGUCAAUCGGAAGUGCAAAUGCUGGGACCGGAUACGGCUGUGCAAAAGCAAAUCGAUCAGCAAGUGGGACUUCAAGAACAUGGAGGAAUGCCAGCUCAAUAUAGAGAAUCUCGUGAAAACGGAGCUGGAAUUCGACGAGGACUAUACGGCACCACCGAGAAUAAGCUUUGAAUCGAUCGUGACCGGGCGGGGCAGAAGAAGAAAAAAGCUGUUUCAGGACUUUGAUUUGUUCUAAAGCACCAUUAGCGUCAACAAGGACAAAGCUACAACAAAAAAACGAAACGCAGCUCACCCAAAAACAAACCUUAAUCGGUUUUAAUUAAAUUAGGAAAAAGCUGUGCUUGCCUGUGGCCGGUUGGCGCGGCUCGGUAAGCUUUCCGAUACGGUUCGCGUGGCGCCGUGACGAGGCCGCGGCGCUGAUUGUACAUGUGACACGCAUCUUUUUGUGCAUAUAAUCCCACUUAGAAGUAUCCGUGUACCCGUAUAUAUACAUGUGUGUAUGAUUGUGUGUGUAUGUGUCCGUGUAAGUGUGUCAUUUAGUGUAGCGGAACGGCAAAUAUUAGUACCGCAAUCCCCUUCCGCCCCAAACUGGUGAGAUUGUUUGUUUGGCAGCAGCAAAAUAGGCAAACAAACAAACAUCCCGCGUUUUCCUGUACAGUGCGUGGUGCUUAAACGGCAUCGUGUCUAGUAGUUACUUUUGUGCUGGCUUAGCUCACGAACCCAACAAGCAAGAACACGAACUACACUCGCGACUUUGCAA